CGUUGCUAUUGCCGCACUUUUACUUCCGCCUUGUUUGCGCGAUGACUGAAGCCGGUUCUUUGGCGAAAUAUGGAUCAAAAUCCAGACAGUUUUUUCGUUGUUCAAGGUCGUAGGACACCCGUCAGAGAUAAAAGCACUGGAUAUCUGACCAACUCACAGCGAACCUUGAGCACAAAGAACUUGUCACAGACGUCUACUUUCCGCAACACCAAAAAUGGUGCGUGGACAGGGAGAGAGUCAUUUAGGGACACCAGGCAGUCUUGGACAGAUGAGCCUUCACCGGAAAACCCUUAUGAAGAAAUUCAGGACAACCUCCGUGCCAAAAGUUCUGAGCUGAGCCUUGAUCUACGUAGCCUCAACAGUAGCCUGAACAAAAGCCUCAAUAAAAGCGUGACGUUCAAUGAGACUCUAGAUGACUACAAAAGGCCACGGGAUGAAGAUGAAAACAGUCUUGAUGAUACCUUUGAAGAGGAACUUCAGCGAUUAAUUGCAAAUGAUGCUCAUGAGAAUCACCUCCAUGAACAAAGCCUUGCCGGCAAGGCCAAAAGUAAAGCCACUGCGCAGUGGUUUACUGAUCCCAUCCAUCUGUCUCAAGAAACGGAGUAUCCUGUUUUCAAAAGCCUUGGCGCCAAGGAACACACAGUGUCAUCAGUAAAAAGGACUACAGGUAUGCUAGGUACAGAGAUGGCACAGAAAAAGGUUGCAUCAAGUAUCUCGUCUGAUGAAGAAGUGAGAAGAUAUUUCCCGGCGACAUUCAACGAAGUGCCUGCAGUCAUGCAAACCCUGACUCCCCCGCCACCCAUGGACUCCAGCACCCGAAGUGUAGUAGACAGGACUACAAGGAGUGUUAUGAGUGAUGCUGGUCCGAGGAGGACUGGUUCUAGCAGACCUCCUCUCCCUAAUGGCAGAUCAAUGAGUGCCUCUGACAGGCAUCACAACCUGAAAGCUAUGAAUAGGAGUUCAUCUCGGAAUGGCUUUCCAGCUAAUGGCAUGUCCCUCAGACUCUCACAGGGUGUCUCCACUCAGGAUCCGCAGUUGAAGGCAGUGAAGGACUAUAACUACUUAAAGGCAUCCCAGCAGUUCAUAGAUGAGAGGGUUGUUGCAUCUCCUUUUGAGUAUGAGUUGUCUAAGCUCCGCAUGGAGCGGCUCAGGAUAGAGGAGCAAAGAAUCUUGGAAACCAAGCGGCAGGAGGAGCUGGAGCGGAUCAGAGGGCCAGUCCCAAAGUGGUAUGAGCUGAAGACACCCAAUUUCACCUACGAACAUGCCAAGAACAAUCAACUGAAUAGCAGUAGGCAGAACUGGCAGAGCCUUUAUGAUUAUCGCAACAAGCUGCUUUCUGCUUCCCAAGAGUUUGCCAAAUCCACCAAUUGAUGAUCCAAUGAUGCCUUUACGAACGGUGCUCUCGAUUAAGCAACAUUUAAACAAAUGCAAAGGUGAAGGUUAUUUGGGAAAGAGUGGUCAUUGUAACUGUCAUUUUGUAGUGAUGAAAGAAUGGCUGGGCUUUAGAAAUUCUGUAGCGUAUUGCAUUCGAUAGCCUCUGAUUUGAUCGCUCUAUUCGAUUGUGAUAACUUGG
Messenger RNA from Lytechinus variegatus (green sea urchin), 1573 nucleotides. RefSeq lists its product as uncharacterized. The record is from RefSeq and is a predicted model, not a curated record. The transcript has 4 exons. The coding region runs from base 70 to 1371 and encodes 433 amino acids. Lineage: Eukaryota; Metazoa; Echinodermata; Echinoidea; Temnopleuroida; Toxopneustidae.